This is a messenger RNA of Fulvia fulva, 753 nucleotides long. RefSeq lists its product as uncharacterized. The coding region runs from base 1 to 753 and encodes 250 amino acids. The record is from RefSeq and is a predicted model, not a curated record. The transcript has 3 exons. Gene Ontology annotation, cellular component: mitochondrion. Lineage: Eukaryota; Fungi; Ascomycota; Dothideomycetes; Mycosphaerellales; Mycosphaerellaceae.
AUGGCAGACUUCCCGGAGCGGCAAGUUGGCUCCUUUCGCCUGGCUUUCGAAUGGACUGGCCCCUGUCUGUUUAACUCAUAUGGGCCACACGUACGGAUAGCGUACGGCAAUGAUCCCAUCAUCGCUGACCCACAGUGCGCCUCGAUCGUGGAGGCUAUGAAGAGAAUGCACGGUACUGCCGAGACGGUGAUCACGCGAAGUCGGAGUGUAGGCAACGGAAGAAGACGAUCAACUCACUCCAUGCUACGACCCUAUUGUUCGUGGGACAUGGACCUCCGUGAGCGAGCAGAGGCAAGGUACGUGAUUGGGCCCAUUAAUAAGAGGACUUUCUACGAUGGUUCCGAGGUCCACAACACUGAUCACAGAGGACCGUGGUCGAAAGCAUUAGACUUCAUUCGAUCAUCCGUGCAAAUAGCACACAACAGACUGAUGGACGAAACAUGGCGCCUAGAUCAUCAUAAAUUCCUGGGUCCCGGUAUCGUCAAUGAUCCCAGCGAGUUAUGCAUUCACACAUGCCAGAAACUACUCGAACGAGUGGACGCUAUUGUCCCAUAUAUGACUCCCAAGGACCCAGAGAUGACCAAAGCAACUUUGUGGCACAGCGAUCUCCACCACAACAACAUCGUCCACAAAGACGGUCAGAUCUCAGCCAUGGUCGACUGGCAAGGCGUAUGGGCCUGCCCCCUCUACCUUACCGCCAAAGAUCUGAACCCCAUCCAGCUGCCCCCUGACUUCGGGGAAUUGAAGCUCUAG